AUAAGUAGGGAUUUGCAUUGCCCUACCUAUAUAUGGGGGUUUCGUCCAACAUAAAACGAAUCUCGACCCAAAAAAAUUAUCUUAAAAAAGGAAUAACCAAAGAAGUCUCAAGAAUGGCGAUUGAAGCAAUAUUUGGCAUUCCCUUUAUCGUCCUCUUCUUCUCUAGUUCUCAAGCAACAACAUUCACCAUCACAAACAAUUGCCCUUACACUAUAUGGCCGGCAAACUUGGCAGGCAGUGGCCCUCAAUUGUCUUCGACUGGCUUCGAAUUAGGCUCCAAAGCAUCAUUAACCCUAACUGCCUUGCCACCAUGGAGCGGCCGGUUCUGGGCUCGUACCGGUUGCACUACAGACGCUUCCGGCAAGUUCAACUGUGCCACGGCAAACUGUGGCACCGGCCAAGUCCAAUGUAACGGUGUUGCCGGAAGUCCACCUACCUCUCUUGUAGAGUUCUCUAUAGCACCAAACAAUGGAAGGGAUUUUUAUGAUGUUAGUCUUGUUGAUGGCUUUAACUUGCCCAUUUCGGUGACCCCACAAGGCUUGGUGCCGGUGAUCUCUCCACGUGGUGGCUCCGGUGAUACAUGCAUUCCUGCUAGCUGUGCAAGAAAUAUGAACUCCGAUUGCCCUAAUGACUUAGCUGUUAAAGGGCCGGAUGGAAAUUCUGUGAUUGGUUGCAAAAGUGCACGUGUAGCAUUUAAUCGCCCAGAAUAUUGUUGCACAGAAAACUUUAAUACGUCAACUACUUGCAAACCCACGAAUUAUUCAAUGUUUUUCAAGAAUGGGUGCCCUCAAGCUUAUAGCUAUGCUUGUGAUGAUUUGACAAGCACAUUUUCUUGCAUUGGUGGAGCUAAUUAUGAUAUCACUUUCUGUCCAUGA
This is a messenger RNA of Jatropha curcas, 875 nucleotides long. Lineage: Eukaryota; Viridiplantae; Streptophyta; Magnoliopsida; Malpighiales; Euphorbiaceae. The record is from RefSeq and is a predicted model, not a curated record.